Molecule: messenger RNA, 1929 nt
Organism: Anthostomella pinea
Lineage: Eukaryota; Fungi; Ascomycota; Sordariomycetes; Xylariales; Xylariaceae
Source: the annotation of a GenBank genome assembly
AUGCCUAUCUUCAAAUCUCCCUCCACCGCUGGCCGGCCCAGGGUAGGCCAAAACAGCCCGCCCAACAUCCGUGGCCAGAUCAGCGGGCCCAUUCCCAUCGACGACGAGUUUCCCAUCAGGAACCCAGGAUCUGCUCUGGCUCUUGAAGGGCCACCGAGGACGGUCGAAACCAUCGCAGAGCGUGGUUCCGCCGUCCCGUCCGCGAAUACCCCUUCCGAGGUCACACGGGAGGACAAGACGGCUUCUGUGGCCAACUCCGGCCCCAACCAGCCUUCGAAUACCCCGAGCCCGCCACAGCGCAGAACCACUCGCUCCAGUACCUUGAGGUAUUCGACCGUCAGCGAUACCACCGAUGUGAACCAGCCGCACCGAAAGAAGUCAACGCUCAAAUCUGCAUUGGGGAAGCUAUUUGGGCGUGGCAAGAAGAAGAACCCGCGCCAACAGUCCAUUUCCGAGGUCCAAAUCAAUGCACCAGGAAACCAUCACCGAAGCGACCCGUCAGCCCUGAAUCGAGAAUUGAAUAUCAAAGAAAGCGAAUCGAAACGAUCAGCGUCGUUGCCGGUAACGGAAUUCAGCAGGGCUCUAAGAUCACAUUCCGUUGGACCAGAUGACAUAUUCGCCAUUCACAGCGCACGCAAUUCGCUACAGGUAGAUCUGGACUUCAGCAGAAGGAGAGCGGCAACCACGUCCAGCAGGGUAUUCGGUGCUCAGGUGAGGGACUUUGGUGGAGAGCUGAUAGGUCUAUCCCCGAGACCAGCAAGCACCCAUGGGCUUGAUCACCCUGUGCUUGGAGAGGAGGAUCCCGACGAUAUAGGCCGUGCUGUUACAAGUGACAGCUUCACAAACCGUCGCAGGUCGAGAAGCUUAUCGCAGCUCCCAGAUAUCCUGGGAAACCAACCGCUUGUUCGAAACCGAAGCGCUGAAAUCAAAUACUGGAGAGAAAGUUACGACCCCGGCCUCCUGUCGCCCGGCUUGUCUAACCCCAAUGACGACGAAACCGGCAUGGUGCAUGUAGAGACGCCAACAGGUUCGCCUGUCGAGCUCAAGCCGAAAUCGCCGCCGCAACCUUUCAACUUCGGUCCCAUGGCGAACAUGAAGAUCACGCAAGCAGCAAGCCUGGAAGACCGAAUAGGGACGCUGGAGGUCCGUAACGAAAAGCUGGAGAAGCUUAUAUCCCAACUGUUCCAAGUCGUGUCAGGCGUCAACACAUAUCCGGAGACCCCGGGCAGAGAGCCACCACCACCUCCCGCACCCAGGGUGUCGUCUUCCUCCUACACCGCGACAAGCUCGGCAGCCGUGGGACCGUCGCUCUACCAGACUGCAUCGCAUGAUUUCGAGCCCACCUAUAGAUACAGUGUGUCACGCCAGUCUAAUGAGUCGUUCGGUGAUGGACACACGUUCAUCGGGUCGAUCGCUCAGACAAGACCAAUCCCCCGACCAACGUCGAACGUAACAGUUCGCGGUGCUACUAGUUUGCCCCUCUUACCGAGGGAGAGCUCGGGGACUUUCAGCGCGGACCACUACACUACCCUGAAGGCGCUGCUCGACACGGAGCGCGCCGCGCGACAAGCGCUGGAAAGCCAGGUUACAAGGUUGAGCCACAAGGUCAACGUGAUGGCGCGCACUUCACACAAAGUCGACACGGACCCGGCUUCCGCCAGCUACACCAACGUGUCCACGUUUGAGUACGACAACGACGACGAAGAGGAACCCCUGAGCGCAAGCGUGAGCGUCGGUUCGGAAGCCUUCAAAACUCCUGGGGAGGAGGGCCCCAACCACGGAUUCGGAGCCUUCGGCGAAGAGCUCCGGGACCAGGAGGAACUCGUGGACGGGUCCAGAAAGAAGGCGGCCAGGACCCUCUCCCUCAGCCAGCUGACUCUCGGCAAGCCGAAGCAGUCGCACCAGCCCGGAGCUGGCGUCAACUUAUGA